GCAAGCCUGCCGAAGCUUAGCUCCGCGUGCCUCGGAGUGAAAUGAAUGGCCAUCUCCACCUCAUCCCCCUCCUCCCCUCACCCGCUCCACCUCCCCUCCCCGCCCCCUCCCUUCCUCCCCUUCCCGCCCGCGCCGUCUCCUCCUACGCCUUCCCAUGGUCCCCCUCCCCGCCUACCCGUCCGCGCGCACGCCGCCGACCCCCGCGCCGCGCACGCGGUGGCGGUCAAGUCCGGCGCGCUGGGCACGUCCACCUCCCCGGACGCCCGCGCCGCGAAUGCCGUCAUGUGCGCGUACCUCCGCGCGGGCCGCCUGGCCGACGCGCGGGGCGUGUUCGACCGGAUGCCCGCGCGCGACGCCGCCUCCUACAGCGCGCUCAUCUCGGGCCACGCGCGCCUCGGCUCCCCCGCGUCCGCCGCCGCCGCGCUGCUCGCCCGCAUGCGCCUCGCGGACGCGCUGGACCCCACCGAGUACACCUUCGUCGGCCUCCUCACCGCCUGCGCCCGCAGGGGCAACCCGCGGCUCGGGGCCCAGGUGCACGCGCUCGCCGCCAAGUCCGGCCACUGCUCGUGCUCCGGCCCCGGGUCGCUCCUCGUCGACAACGCGCUCCUCGGCAUGUACGUCAAGUGCGGCCGCCUCGGGGACGCGCUGAGGGCGUUCGACGGCAUGGAGCGCCGCGACGUCUCCUCGUGGAACGCCGUCCUGGCCGGCCUGGUCGAGCUGGGGCGGCACGAGGAGGCGUUCGGGCUGUUCGGCGAGAUGCGGGCGAGCGGGGUCCGCGCCGACAGCUUCUCCCUGUCGGCGCUCCUGGCCGCGGCGGGCGAGGGGUUCGGCCUCCCCGAGGGGGAGGCCGUGCACGCGCUGUCGCUCAAGUCCGGGCUGGAGACGGACCUGAGCGUGGGCAAUGCGCUCAUCGGGUUCUACGCGGAGCAUGGCAGCUCCGUCGAAGACGUGGUGAGCGUGUUCCAGGGGAUGCCGGUGAAGGAUGUGAUUUCGUGGACCGGGUUGCUGAAUGGGUACAUGGAGUUCGGUCUGGUCGACAUGGCUCUGGACGUGUUUGAUCGGAUGCCUGAGAGGAACUUUGUCACAUACAAUGCGGUCCUGACCGGGUUUUGUCAGAACAAGGAAGGCGUGCGGGUCACGUUCGCGAAGAAGGCAGGGCUCCGAGGCCUGGGGCUGUUUAGGCAAAUGGUGGAGGAUGGGCUGGAGGUCUCAGAUGUCACGGUGACCAGUGCUCUGAACGCCUGUGCUAUUGCUGCAGAUAGGAAGGUGAGUGAGCAGGUUCAUGCUUUUGUGAUUAAGUGCGGCUGCGGCUCUACUCCUUGGAUAGAUGCCGCGUUGAUCGAUAUGUGCAUCAAGUGCGGCCGUUCUGGGGAUGCACAUCUGUUGUUUGAGCAAUGGCGCCAUCAAGAGAGCUUUCAUAUUGCUUGGAAUUCUUUGCUGCUGGCUAGUGUCAGAGAUGGCGAGUAUGAGAAAGCACUUUCAACCUUCCUUCAGAUGUUUAGAAGCAGUGGUGUAGGAUUCAUCGAUGAGUUCAUGCUGACUGCUGCCCUUGGAGUAUGUGGCGCUCUGGGUUUUGCUGAACUUGGAAAGCAAAUGCAUUCCUUUGCUGCAAAAUCUGGGCUUCUGUAUGCUUGUGGAGUCGGUAAUGCUAUCAUCAGUAUGUAUGGCAAGUGUGGGGAGUUGGAUGAUGCAGUCAAUUUCUUUGAGCGGAUGACUUGUCGAGACCUGGUGUCAUGGAAUGCAAUGAUCACUGCCCAUCUUCUUCAUCGUCAGGGAGAAGAGAUAUUGGACAUAUGGGCUCAGAUGGAGAGAUUAGGCAUCAGGCCUGAUUCCAUUACCUUUCUUCUGGUCAUGUCUGCUUGCAGUCACACAAGCUCAGAUUCUACAGAUCAAUGCAGGGAACUCUUUCUUUCGAUGUCAAGCAGCUAUGGAAUUGAACCAGCCAUGGAGCACUAUGCAGCUUUUGUUAACGUUCUUGGCUGCUGGGGUCACUUUGAUGAGGCAGAACAGCUUAUAGGCAGUAUGCCAUUCAAGCCUGGUGCAUUAGUUUGGCGGUCUUUGCUAGACAGCUGCAGCAAGCGCUCCAACAUGACCGUGCGAAGACGAGCUAUGAAGCAUUUGCUUGCAUUGGAACCACAAGAUCCAUCCACUUACGUAUUGACAUCAAAUCUCUUCUCCGAAUCAGCAAGGUGGCACUCCUCUGAGACCACAAGGCUGGAGAUGCGCGAGAAGGGCAUGCGCAAGAUCCCAGCACGGAGCUGGACGUUCAACGACAACACUGUCCACUCGUUCUUCGCACGGGACAGAUCACACCCGCAGUCCAAGGACAUCUACGCGGGCCUGGACGUGCUGAUCCUCGAGUGCAUCAAGGCCGGGUACGAGCCGGACACCACCUUCGUCCUCCACGACGUCGAGGAGUACCAGAAGCGGCACUUCCUGAUGUACCACAGCGCGAAGCUGGCGGCCAUGUACGGCAUCCUGACGGCAGGCACCGGGCGGGCCGUCCGCGUCGUGAAGAACAUCCGCAUGUGCGGCGACUGCCACUCUUUCCUGGAGCACGCCUCCGCCGCCACCGGUAAGGUGAUCUCGGUCAGAGACUCGUCAGGGUUCCACAUUUUCAGGGGAGGGAAGUGUACCUGCAGAGAAUAGAGACAGCCGGGCCAUUUUUUUUUGACAUGGUUGCAGUUUAGGAGAUAUAGAAGAUAUAUCCUUGCACUGAGGUCUUGUACAUCACUAUCAGAUUCUUCGGAAGCCUAAGCAUUCAAGCAGCAUUAUUAGUAACCGUUUUUCAAGGUUUCUGUCUGCAAUUGCUUGCAACCGGAGAAACCUUGGAAAGAACUUGCCUGCAUAGAGUCCAUGGAGGAUUGGAGGGGUGCUACGGCUUGCCGGUCUCAGCCAAACAAUGAAUCAUCACGCGGUCAUGUAAAAUUCAUCUAAACCCCAUGUUCGUUCGUAUUCAUCUCAAAUGUCUCACGGCGAAUCCAGAUAUAAUUGUGUCCGGCUGACCAUAUACAAGAUGCAACAUAUCAAAAUUCCAUGGACCGAACUGCUGCUGCUCAAGCUGAAGACGAUGCGAAACGUGCCAUCAUUUUUGAACCAUGGGAACAUGCGUGGAUCAAAUCAAGACGGGGAUUGGCAGCUUGCCCGUGCUGCCACAGUGCCGCCAGGCCAGGUAAGCGCAGAGGCAGCCGCCGGCGACGAGCCCCCGCCGCCGCGGCAAUGAAAGCCUGCAAGCACGCGUUGCACAGGGCCCGGCGGUGAGUUUGUCACGUGCAAGUCAAACGUCUAACGCAGCAGCGCUGGUUCCAAUACGCUAGUUCCUUUCAUCCUCUGUACUCACCCUGCUCUUGCCGGGCGAGCGACGGCGACUUCCCCGCGCGGCGGCCGUCGUCGUCGGCUCCGGCCUGGACGAGCACGUCGCCGACAGAGGCGGCCGCGGCACACGCCCGGUCGUACGAGCCGCCGCCGACCGUGGCCAGGCCCCGGCGGCUCGUCGGCGUCGCCAGCAGCCGGUCGUUGUCCUCCGUGUCGGAGUCGCUCCACGCCAGCAGCCUCCUGUACAGCGUCCGCAUGGAGAGGCGCCGCCGAGAAGGUUUCCCUGCUGCUGGGGCUAGCAGAGGUCGCCGGCGGCGGCGCGGGCUCGCCGUCUGCUCUCCGCGCGGAUUUCGUAAAAUGGCGGAUGGAACAUUUUCAAAAUGCCCCUGAUUUGGUUGAUCGCGAUCGAUCCUUUGUAAAUUUCGGAACAAACCCCUGAUUUGGGUCGCGAUUAUCCGAUGCAGGGAUCCGUUAGUAAAAUGCCAGAACAAAUAUUUGCAACAUGAUUCCUGAUUUGGAUCGCGAUUAUUAACCGCGAUCCGAUUUAGGGGUCCUUCUGAAAAUUUCUGGUUCCAGUAUUUGCAAUGCCUAGCUUGUGCCUUGAGUACCCCGAACCUUUUGUGCUGUGUUUUACUGGAGGAUAUUUACCUCUAGGAUAGUUGAUGAGCUGUUUGGGUUUCACGGAUGCGAUGUUGAUAUUUCAAGAUAUCUGUCUGAUUCUAGAUUCACUGGACGUGCUGAGUGCACUGUUCUACUUCUUUAUUGGAAGCUUUGUUUGAGAUGCUGCA
This is a messenger RNA of Setaria italica (foxtail millet), 4103 nucleotides long. Its product is annotated as pentatricopeptide repeat-containing protein At5g03800. Gene Ontology annotation, biological process: RNA modification. Lineage: Eukaryota; Viridiplantae; Streptophyta; Magnoliopsida; Poales; Poaceae. Gene Ontology annotation, molecular function: protein binding; RNA binding; zinc ion binding. The transcript has 2 exons. The record is from RefSeq and is a predicted model, not a curated record. The coding region runs from base 46 to 2649 and encodes 867 amino acids.